AAACCUCACAACAUUUUUUGAUUGUCUUGGAGUCGGAAUCCUAAUUAUUUUUUUCAAGACAAAACAAUGGGCGUCUUCAUGUGUAUCAAACUUAUAAUGGUUGUAUUCAACCUGCUGAUAUUUCUUGGCGGAGGGGUUCUCCUUGGAGUAGGAAUCUGGGCUACUGUGGACAGUAACUCUUUUGUACAUAUAUUUGUAUCGAUUUCCGCUGAAACUGCUACACAAAUUCUAAAUGUUGCAUGUCUUCUUAUUGCCAUCGGAGCCGUACUUAUUGUGAUCAGCUUCCUGGGGUGCUAUGGAGCUCAGCAAGAGAGCCAGUGCCUUCUAAUUACAUUCUUCACCGUUAUCCUGAUUAUCUUCGUUGCACAGCUAGUUGGUACUGUGAUAAUUCUGGUUAAUCCAUCCAAGAUAAGACAGGCAGAAGAUGAGCUGAAGACUCUUCUGAAACCUGUGCUCCAAGAGGAAUAUGGUACAAAUGAGCAAGUGACAAAACUGUGGAAUGGGACCAUGAAUGAUCUCAAGUGCUGUGGUCUAAGCGGGUAUGAAGACUUCAUCAAUUCAAACUAUGUCAAUCGCAGUCAUGUCUAUCCUUCUCAAUGCUGCAACUCCACCGUGACGACCUGCACUAAGACAAACGCACAAGCUUCUGAUGUACAGGGUUGUUUUGAGAGUAUCCUGGCCCUCAUCCAGAAGCAUAUACCCAUAGUGGGUGGUGUGGCGGCUGGCAUCUGUGCUUUGGAGUUGGCAGCGAUGGCGGCAUCCAUAUAUCUCUACUGUCAAAUAGGCGACGUUUGAAGCAUGCACUAACUACAAGAAGAAAGGACCUGCUUUACAAACACUAUUUCUAUGUAUUUAGUAUUUUUUUCUUUGUGUUGACAUUUAUAUACAAAACCUAAUAUCAACAAAAUUGCAAUAUGAAUACAGUUUGGCUCGGCUAAGGAACCUAAUGGCACUUUUUGGUGGCAUCUAAAUACCAGCUAGUUUGUUACAAUGUCAUCGCUUUUUAAACACUCCAUUACUGAGGCGUGAUUGGUUGUAUUUCACAUCUUUGUUAUGAAGGUAUUUGAAAGUAAAUGGCCACAAUUUUUUGUGUGAGUCAAUACGUAUGACAUUAUCUUUGUAGAUCUUUAAAAAUACAAA
Messenger RNA from Pelobates fuscus (common spadefoot toad), 1140 nucleotides. RefSeq names its product tetraspanin-1-like. Bases 67 to 795 code for a protein of 242 amino acids. The transcript is spliced from 8 exons. Gene Ontology annotation, cellular component: plasma membrane. The record is from RefSeq and is a predicted model, not a curated record. NCBI's taxonomy places the organism in Eukaryota, Metazoa, Chordata, Amphibia, Anura, Pelobatidae.